Bombus huntii is the source of this 1605-nucleotide messenger RNA. Its product is annotated as zinc metalloproteinase nas-4-like. The record is from RefSeq and is a predicted model, not a curated record. Bases 392 to 1354 code for a protein of 320 amino acids. Gene Ontology annotation, molecular function: metalloendopeptidase activity; zinc ion binding. Gene Ontology annotation, biological process: proteolysis. Lineage: Eukaryota; Metazoa; Arthropoda; Insecta; Hymenoptera; Apidae. The transcript has 4 exons.
CUUAACUAAUUCCACCACCCAAUGCCAUCUUUAUAACAUUGCCAUGAUCUGUACAAAAAAUCGUCGUUUAUGAGUCAAGAAAUAUUAUUUACUACUUUAUUGGUGACAUUCGCUCGUCGUGUUACUCCUCCACGGAUCAUCAUCCCAUACACCGAAGUGGCGUACGUGCCUAUCGCGUAAUGGAAGCCUUCGAGGAACCGCGCCAGCAAAUCUUGACUUCCUAUUACCCAAAGUCCACGGUUAUCACCAACCGUCCCCGAUCGCUUCCGUAUCGGGCGGAAACAUCGGGUAGAUCCACGGGUGGGGUUUCUUUAGGUGCGUAUAAAGUCGGAAAGAACCGGCCGAUUUUCGUCAGUGGAAUCGAUUCGAACAGCAGCGAAGAUCCUUCCACAUGUUCUUUUCUUCGAAGAAAUUCACCAUGAAACGUUGCUCCAUCGUUUGUUCUUUCACAUUCAUUUUAUUGACUUCUGCAUCAGCUUGGCCGUUUCGGCGUCGAGACGUGCUGGAUAAUGCAGUGGAUAGUCCUGAUGGAGUGAUUGCUCAUUUACAACAUUUUGGCGAGAUGCUGUAUCGCAAUCCGGACAAUGAAACUGGAGCAAUGGUAGCGAAUUGGCACGAGGGCUGGGAUCGUAACCCGGAAGAAUUGGGCAACUACGCGGAAGGUGAUAUUUUGUUUCCGCCACAACUCGAGAAGAAUGGCUUGAGAGCGGAAGCUGCGCGAUGGCCUGGUGGUGUAGUACCCUAUAUGCUUAGUCCUUAUUUCAAUUCGGCGCAGAGAAACUUGAUUUACGAAGCUAUGAACGAUUACCAUAAGUUCACGUGCAUUAAGUUCAAACCCUAUACUGGGGAGGAGAACGAUUACAUCAGGAUCACGGCUGGUAAUAGCGGUUGUUGGAGCAGCGUGGGAAGAAUCGGUGGUCGACAAGACGUGAAUCUUCAAGUACCAGGCUGUAUGGUGAAGAAAGGAACAGUGAUACACGAACUGAUGCACGCCAUUGGAUUUCUGCACGAGCAAAGCAGAUAUGAACGGGAUGAGUACGUCACGAUUCAAUGGAAUAACAUUUUAAACAGCCAUGCUGGGAAUUUUGAGAAAGCCUCGAAGGAAACCACCGACGCGUUCGGGGUCGGAUACGAUUAUGGUAGCGUAAUGCAUUACUCUGCAAACGCGUUUUCCCGGAAUGGACGUCCCACCAUAGUACCAAAAGAACCCGGCGGCCUUCUAAGUUUUAUUGGCGAAAUAUUCCAGGGCGCGACAAAGGUCCAACUGGGUCAAAGAGAAGGAUUCAGCAAGAGGGACAUACAAAAGAUCCGAAAAAUGUACAAGUGCAACAAACGCAGACGAAGCAGCUAUUGAUUGCCGGAAACGUGAUCGACCAGAACUUGAAGGUUUCUUACGGACUUUCAUUGGAACGUAGCAAAGAGAAUCGUGAAUCUAGUCCUUUACAAUUAAAUUACAUUGCGUUACUUUUAAACGACGUCCAACUUUGGUUCGAUCAAGAUUUAUAAAAACGAAUGGCACUUUGAAGUGGAAAUGGUAAAUCGAUAUCGACGACGAAGCGGAACUUGCAUUCGGAACAGUCUUUUUUAUCUAUAUGUGUGUGUAUG